AUCGGCGUCGCGCUCACGCUGGCGGCGCCACCCGUCGAGCCUCCUCCGAGCGAGGCGGAGUACGAGGCGCACGGGCUGGGCCCGCUGCCCGGCGGCGCGCCGCCCGCACAGCUCUACCUCGACCUGAUGAAGCGGAUCGUCCUCAACCUCUGCUACCAUGAGCAGUCGCACCAAGUCGUGCUCUCCCGCUCACCCGACGAGGGUCGGCCGGCGCCGGAGCUGGCGAGGACCUUCUCGCUGCGCGCGCGGGUGAUGGGCGAGGACGUCUCACUCAACACCCUGUCGAUGGUUGGACUCCGCCGGCUCGACUCGCUCCAGGCGUGCAUCUCCGCACUCGUCGCCGAGGGGAUCGAGGGCGACCUGCUCGAGGCAGGCUGCGCAAAGGGCGGCGCGUGUAUCUUCAUGCGCGCCGCCCUGCGCGCACGGGGACACGAAACGGCGCGUCUACUGCUGCGACGCGUUCGCCGCGCCGCCGCCGCCGCCCUCGCCCCUGCGGGUCGCGCUCGUGCGGCCUUGGUACGUCGCACUUGGCGCGGUUGCCUACCGGCUGCCGCUGUCGUCGCAGCGCUGGCUCUACGGCAAGCUCAUGCCGCACCAAACGGCGUUCCCCUCAAACGUCGGGCACGCGUCGGACGACACUGUCCGCUCCUUCAUGUUUUACCUCACGCACGGCCACCACCUCCGCCCCCCCGGACUCGGGGCGUGCGCCGGCGGCACGCUGCCGCAUGUGCGCUCCAACUUCGCUCGGCUCGGGCUGCUGGACGAGCAAGUCGUCUUCCUGCCAGGCUUCUUCUCCGAGACGCUGCCGACGGCGCCGUUCGCGACGCUCGCCCUGCUGCGCCUCGACGGCGAUCUCUACCCGUCGACCCGCGACGCGCUGACGCACUGCUACCCGCGCCUCGCCGUGGGCGGCUUCUGCAUCGUCGACGACUACUACGCGUUCGAGGAGUGCCGCCGCGCCGUCGACGACUACCGCUCGGAGCACGGCAUCACCGACGAGCUCGUGCGGAUCGACCGCCUCUCCGUCCUCUGGCGCCGCUGCCAGUGAGCCGCCCGUGCGCCGCCGGUCGCGGGCGGUCGGCGUCACGUCUGUUUGGUUCUUGUUUUAUUUGGCUUUUCUGGGGGGUUCGUCUUGCAU
Molecule: messenger RNA, 1138 nt
Organism: Emiliania huxleyi CCMP1516
Lineage: Eukaryota; Haptophyta; Isochrysidales; Noelaerhabdaceae
Exons: 3
Coding region: 587-1048 (153 amino acids)
Source: RefSeq, a predicted model, not a curated record